AAGAAUGUUUAUGAGUGUAUGAGUAGGAGAGCGUUUGUAUACUUUUUCCACCAACGACUAGUUAGUGCAUGCUCGUCUGGUUCACCAAACACAAAGAGUGGAGGCGAGGCGACAAAGUAAAGAAAUCACAAGAGAAUAUAUUGUUCACGGAAACUUGGCCACAAAUUGACGUCCCGAUCACGGGCCGGCGUUUCACGGUUCACAUGUCGACCUUUCAUGUCAGAUUAGGCUGGGCACCAACCGGCAACGUGUUUUGGGCUUCCGAAUCGACAUGUCACUGUUUGGCAAAAUUGUGCACCAUCAUUCUGUUCAUCCAAGCCAUGAAUUUCCUAGCUGCUGCACAAAAUAGUACAAGCGGCCUACAGUUGCAUAUCCGUGAUAAAGAGGUGGUGGUGGAAAAUGGGAUUCUCCAGAUGACGCUAUCAAAACCCGGAGGGGUGGUCACCGGACUACAAUAUAACGGCGUCGACAAUUUGCUUGAAGUUCUUAACGAAGCUCCCAAUAGAGGGUACUGGGACCUGGUUUGGACCGCACCAGGGAUUACAAGAAAGAAAGGAGCAUUUGAUAGGAUUGAAGGAACUAAUUUUUCAGUUAUAGUGGAAACUGAGGACCAGAUAGAGCUUUCAUUCACCAGAAUGUGGGAUCCCUCUCUGGAGGGCAAGCUUGUUCCUUUAAACAUAGACAUAAGGUUUGUUAUGCUUCGCAACUCGUCAGGCUUCUACACUUACGCUAUUUAUGAACACUUGAAGGAAUGGCCUGCUUUCAACUUGACCAACACGAGGACAGUGUUUAAGCUCAGAAAAGAGAAGUUUCAUUACAUGGCAAUAUCAGACAAAAGGCAAAGAUACAUGCCACUUCCAGAUGAUCGGUUGCAAGGAAGAGGCCAAGCCUUGGCUUACCCAGAGGCAGUCUUGCUUGUCAAUCCCGUGGAGCCACAGUUCAAAGGAGAAGUGGAUGAUAAGUAUCUAUACUCAAUUGAGAACAAAGAAAAUAGGGUUCAUGGAUGGAUAUCCACUGAACCACCCGUGGGAUUCUGGCAGAUUACUCCUAGUCAAGAGUUCAAAUCUGGUGGGCCCUUCAAACAAUGCCUUACUUCCCAUGUUGGGCCAACCACCCUAGCUAUAUUUCAUAGCACCCAUUACUCCGGAGCGGAGUUGAUAAUAGAAUUUAAGCCCAGUGAGCCAUGGAAGAAAGUUCUUGGCCCCAUUUUUAUCUAUCUUAAUUCUUUGGUGACUGAAGAUGACCCACUUCAGCAGCUAUGGGAGGACGCUAAGCAGCAGAUGAAAACUGAGGUUCAAAGCUGGCCAUACGACUUCCCAAGUUCAGAAGACUUUCUAUCAUCGGAUCAACGGGGUACUGUUACCGGCAGAUUACUAGUACGUGACGGGUAUAUCAAUACUGAAGACAUAUUCGGAGAUGGUACACAGGUAGGGUUGGCAGCUCCAGGAGAUGCUGGAUCAUGGCAACUAGAAUGCAAGGGUUACCAAUUUUGGACCAAAGCAAACGAUAAAGGCUUCUUCUCUAUAAGUGGAAUACGUCCAGGGAUCUAUAAUGUUUAUGCAUGGGUUCCUGGUUUUAUUGGUGACUAUCGACAUGAUGCUGAAGUAAUUAUAACUCCAGGUUGUAAUGUUGAUGUGGGUACACUUGUAUAUGAACCUCCAAGAAGUGGCCCAACUUUCUGGGAAAUAGGCAUCCCAGACCGAACUGCAGCAGAGUUUUAUAUUCCUGAUCCUAAUCCAAACCACAUUAACAAACUAUACGUCAAUCACACUGACAGGUUUAGGCAAUAUGGAUUAUGGGAAAGAUAUGCAGAACUGUAUCCAUACAAUGAUUUGGUUUACACAGUGGGUGUUAAUGAUUAUCGAAAAGAUUUUUACUUCGCUCAAGUUACUAGGAAGACAGGUAAUAACACAUACCAAGGAUCAACAUGGCAGAUUAGGUUCACACUUGACACUGUGGGCAAGAACAAUACCUACACAUUACGAAUAGCACUGGCAACAGCACAUGUUUCUGAAUUACAAGUUCGGAUCAACGACCUGGAAGCGAGCAAUCCACUAUUUUCCACAGGACAAAUUGGAAACGACAAUACGAUAGCAAGGCAUGGAAUUCAUGGGCUGUAUAGGUUGUACACUGUCGACAUUCCAGGUGCUCAGCUGCUGGAAGGGAACAAUACCAUUUUUCUAACUCGAGCAUUGAGUAUAAGUCCUUUCCAAGGAAUUAUGUACGACUAUAUUCGUUUAGAAGGUCCCGCUUCUUCCAACAACGAAAGUCUGGGAUCCAGUUCUUGGGGAUAUAAAUAAAAAAAUAUAAAUCAUUCAUUUUCUUGGAA
Malus domestica (apple) is the source of this 2329-nucleotide messenger RNA. RefSeq lists its product as uncharacterized. Gene Ontology annotation, biological process: carbohydrate metabolic process. The record is from RefSeq and is a predicted model, not a curated record. Lineage: Eukaryota; Viridiplantae; Streptophyta; Magnoliopsida; Rosales; Rosaceae. Gene Ontology annotation, molecular function: carbohydrate binding; catalytic activity.